AUGAGAAAGAAUGGCGAAAGCGACCAGUCUUUCAAGAAUAGGUUCACUGCUGAAAGAUCGCGGCAAUUUGAUCUUUUGCAAUCAAAAGAGGUUGCCGACCAAAAUGCAGACGGCUGCUCGAAAAGGGCAUGUGAAUUUCUCAAGCCAGGAUAUAAUCAGCUUAAGCCCAGUGAUGGCAGGAGAUUGAACUCUUCGAUUAAAGAGCACCAAAGUAUGCUUGGGAAGCUGAAAAGCGUAGUGAAAGCCUUGAAAGAACAUGAUUCUACGCUUUUCCAGUCUAAUGGGCUUAUCUUGAAGCAAGGAGAAGAAUUUGCUCACGACUUCAAUGUAAGGUAGAUCAAGUGCGUCGAGGCUAAGGUACAAAAGGUAACGCGGGAUACAGAGACACUAGAAGAAAGUAAAGACAGUUUUCGUAGCAUUUUCAAGGGCCUACAUAGAGACCGUAUCAGCAAGGGAAGAAGAAAAAAAGAAAACCGUCGCCAAUCGAAUGCAAGAAAAAAGAAAACGUUUGAAAACAACGUCCAACGAGUGUAUAGUAGUAUUUGUGUGGUUUCCUCCACACAUGUCCAAUAUGCACAAACGGAUACGAUUCGUCAAACUGAUGGUCCAUUGGUACCAAUGGUACGAUUGGUACCAAUAGAAAAGCACCCUAUUCCAAUGGUUCUGUUGGUGCAUAUGCAUCUAAUUAAGGAGACUUAGAUUAUUUUCCCAUGUGACCUGGUUGGGUAAAGGGCAGUUCCAAUGGUCCAUUGGUACCAAUGGUACGAUUGGUACCAAUGGAAAAGCACCCUAUUCCAAUGGUUCUAUUGGUGAAUAUGCAUCUCAUAAAGGGGACUUAGAUUAUUUUCCCAUGUGACCUGGCUGGGUACAGGGCAAUUCCGAUGGUCCAUUGGUACCAAUGGUGCGAUUGGUACCAAUGGAAAAUGAUGCCAUUCCAAUGGUUCUAUUGGUGCAAAACAAGUUCACGUUUACACCAAGUGAAAACACGCUAAUAAUUAUUAUGAACGUUCCUCGUUCUAUAAGAAAACCACGCAAAACAAGUUCGCUUUUACAUCAAGUAAAAGCGCGCUAUAACUCUGAUGAAUAUUCCUCGUUCUAUAUCCCAAUCACGCAAAACAAGUUCGCUUUUACACCAAGUAAAAGCGCGCUAUAUUCCUCGUUCAAUCAGCCAACCAUGCAAAACAAGUUCGCUUUUACACCAAGUAAAAACGCGCUAAUAAUUAUUAUGAAUAUUCCUCGUUCUAUAAGCCAACCAUGCAAAACAAGUUCGCUUUUACACCAAGUAAAAACGCGCUAAUAAUUAUUAUGAAUAUUCCUCGUUCUAUAAGCCAACCAUGCAAAACAAGUUCGCUUUUACACCAAGUAAAAACGCGCUAAUAAUUAUUAUGAAUAUUCCUCGUUCUAUAAGCCAACCAUGCAAAACAAGUUCGCUUUUGCACCAAGUAAAAACGCGCUAAUAAUUAUUAUGAAUAUUCCUCAUUCUAUAAGCCAACCACGCAAAACGAGUUCGCUUUUACACCAAGUAAAAACGCGCUAAUAAUUAUUAUGAAUAUUCCUCAUUCUAUAAGCCAACCAUGCAAAACAAGUUCGCUUUUACACCAAGUAAAAACGCGCUAAUAAUUCUUAUGAAUAUUCCUUGUUCUAUAAGCCAGCCACACAAAACAAGUUAAAACGAGUUCGCUUUUACACCAAGUAAAAACGCGCUAAUAAUUAUUAUGAAUAUUCCUCGUUCUAUAAGCCAACCACGCAAAACAAGUUCGCUUUUACACCAAGUAAAAGCGUGCUAUAAUUCUUAUGAAUAUUCCUUGUUCUAUAAGCCAGCCACACAAAACAAGUUAAAACGAGUUCGCUUUUACACCAAGUAAAAACGCGCUAAUAAUUAUUAUGAAUAUUCCUCAUUUUAUAAGCCAACCACGCAAAACAAGUUCGCUGUUACACCAAUUAAAAACGCGCCAUAAUUCUUAUGAAUAUUCCUCGUUCUAUUGGCUAACCAGGCAAAACAAGUUCGCUUUCACACAAAGUAGAAACGCACUAAUAGUUACAAAGCGAGGGCGACCUAUAUAUCUAGCACUAAUAAUAUCUCAAGGUGCUGCGAGUAUAACAAACAUCGUACGAACAUUAAAAUUGAAAGGUAACUCGUCACUGUCGUGUUCGUUCUGUUUAUUGUGAUUCACGAGCAAACAACAACAUGACAUAUGAAUGUCUUCUUUCCUGUACGCAAGCACUAUUUUUAAAAAGAACCCGAAUCAACGCGGAAAGGCGCGAAACUAGCAAAGUGGUAUUGAGGCAACAGGUCUUAACAACUGUACUCAACUCACUGUGAAAUUAACUUCUGAAAUUUCUUAGCGCAAUUUCAUUAUCUACAUGGAAGCGUUUAAACCUUAACAAGUUUUCAAUGAGGAGUUUCCGAAAAGGGUGGUUAUAUCAUGCUGUUGGUUAUGACUUUGUAUUGUAUUUGGUGGCUCCUAGGAGAGCCGUUUUAUAUUCAAGUGACUGAGUCACUUUUGACUGUUGACGUGGGGUUUGCCUUGGUAACCCAUUGAGGUACACCAGUUUGCUAUAAUCAACGUCGUAGUAAAACCAUUGAUGUAUUUAAUGUCAACGUUGUCGUUGACAAAUUGUAUUUGCCGUGCUCUUUUCUCGGCUGUAGCUUGCGAUGAGGCCCAGGACUGAGCUAGAAGAAUCCAUCUACUGUUAAUGAGAUGCAUAUUCACCAAUAGAACCAUUGGAAUAGGAUGCUUUUCUCUUGGUACCAAUCGUACCAUUGGUACCAAUGGAGACCCUUCUUAUCACCACUAACACCAAUGGAGUCUAUUUGUGAGUAUUGGACAACCCUCCGGAAACCCACUAGGUAAUGAUCUUCCGAAAUGUCUUCUGUAUCCUCCUUGCCUUGCCGUCCCUGAAGGGUGCAUCGACGUUGAAAAAGUUUGCGAAUUGCCUUUUGAUCGAGAUGCGGCAUACAUUGCACAGCUCUUGCAAGGAAACCAUUUCAGCAACGCCGUAGGAAGCAGAAUUAUCAUAAACCUCAAGCCGGAGGUUAGAGAUAACGUGUACUGCUUCAUGUACCCUGAAGAGUAUGCUAUGACUGAAAACGACGAAAGUGACUCUAGCAGCAGCACGAGCGAUGAGGAAGAGCUUGGCAAUGAUGACGAAGAGGAACAUGAGCAGAGAGACGUUGCACAGCACUAA
Messenger RNA from Porites lobata, 3189 nucleotides. The record is from the annotation of a GenBank genome assembly. NCBI's taxonomy places the organism in Eukaryota, Metazoa, Cnidaria, Anthozoa, Scleractinia, Poritidae.